This is a messenger RNA of Diorhabda carinulata, 1207 nucleotides long. RefSeq names its product protein FAM50 homolog. Gene Ontology annotation, cellular component: nucleus. The transcript is spliced from 6 exons. NCBI's taxonomy places the organism in Eukaryota, Metazoa, Arthropoda, Insecta, Coleoptera, Chrysomelidae. The coding region runs from base 128 to 1183 and encodes 351 amino acids. The record is from RefSeq and is a predicted model, not a curated record. Gene Ontology annotation, biological process: chromatin organization.
GCAACUUCGUACUGUUGUUCUUAUGUCAGCUUUCAUUUCAAAUUAUAUGAGUACACUCUUUUUACUGUUUGUAUGUUCUAUUGAUUGUAUGCACUUUUGUUGAAAGUUAUUACCAAAUAUUGUAAAAAUGGCACAUUAUAAAGGAGCAGCAAGUGAAGCAGGUAGAGCCAUGCAAUUAAUGAAAAAACGAGAAAAGGAAAUGCAGGAUCUAGAAAUAAGGAAAAAAAGAAUUGAGGAAGACUUAAGACUAAACAAUAUUGAAAAUAAAUUUGCAACACAUUAUGAUGCUGUGGAACAACAACUUAAAAGUUCUACAAUUGGUUUGGUCACUCUUGAUGAGAUGAAAGCCAAGCAGGAGAAUAUUGUUAAAGAACGAGAAAAAAAAUUGGCUCAAAAACAGGCUGAGAAGGAGAGAGAGAAACAGAAACAAAUGGAGGCAAAGCAAGCAGAAAAAAAUAAACAGAAGAAACAGAUACAAGCCUUAUCAUUUUCCCUUGAAGAAGCAGAAGGCAAUGAUGAAGAAGAUGAAGAAAUACUUGAAUCCAGCCGCUUUAAGAGAUCUAACGAAGAAAUUCACAAAUCUAAUUUAAAAAAGAUUCGAAAAGAUCCAAAUGUAGACACCAGUUUCUUGCCAGAUAGAGAAAGAGAAGAGGAAGAGAAUAGAAUGAGAGAGGAACUACGACAAGAAUGGGCUGAGCAACAGGAAAAAUUAAAGGAAGAAGAAAUUGAUAUAACAUUCAGUUAUUGGGAUGGUUCAGGGCAUAGAAGAACAGUUAGGGUUAAAAAAGGAAAUUCGAUUUACCAGUUUUUGCAAAAAGUAUUGGAGUUAUUGAGGAGGGAAUUUUCAGAGUUGAAAACGGUAAUGGCAGAUCAACUGAUGUACGUCAAAGAAGAUUUAAUUUUACCUCACCAUUACACAUUCUAUGAUUUUAUUGUAACUAAAGCAAGAGGCAAAAGUGGUCCUCUUUUUCAGUUUGAUGUUCACGACGACAUAAGGCUUCUUAGUGAUGCUUCAAUAGAAAAAGAAGAUUCACAUGCUGGAAAAGUACUUCUGAGGAGUUGGUAUGAAAGAAAUAAGCACAUUUUCCCUGCUAGUAGAUGGGAACCUUAUGAUCCUACCAAGAGUUAUGACAAGUAUACAGUGUCUGAUAAAAAUAAAAAGGAUAAUAAUUGUAAAUUUUAGUUUAGAAUAAAUAUAAAUUUUAUU